GUACUGUGUGAUCUCAUUGUCGUCGACCGCUGGAAAACUGGCCGUGUGGAACUGCAUCAAAAACACUUGCGUUCAAAGGAUGCGGGAUUUGCAAGAGCCGAAAAUCCUCCAGCUUUUGCCAGGAAAACGAAAAGCAAUUUGUCUCUGCGGCCGGGAGCUGAUUCUCAUUGAUCUUGCGGAAGGCAAAAUGGAGUUGAAAUUGAAAGGCAUUAUGAAUCAGAAAUUGCCGCUUUUUGCUUUGGUGGACGAGUAUCAUCUAAUAACUCUUGCACGAAACCGCAUGUAUCUCAACUUGAUCAACAUGGAGUCCGGAGACUGCAUUUCCACGUUUAAAGUGGGAGAGGAUCGGUUCUUGAAUUCGUUGGUUGUAUCGGAAAACGGGAAGAUCUGCGUUUGUGGAGAUGAAACUCAGAAGCCGUUUCCUUUGCUUGUUUGGGACCUUGAGAAAAGGAAGUUAGUGUUUGAUCUCCGCAUCCCACACCAUGAAUUCUUGACGCAUCUCAUGGCGAUCACGAAGGAAGGGCAUUACGUCGCAUGUGCAUGUGAGGAAAUCGAUGGGAAUGAAGCAAUGUUCAUCGUGGUGUACGAUCUUCAAAACGGAACCCAGUUCAAGAGGCUGAAACCCGGGAUGACGUUGCCGCAAUCUGGCGUAUGA
This is a messenger RNA of Notodromas monacha, 655 nucleotides long. The record is from the annotation of a GenBank genome assembly. NCBI's taxonomy places the organism in Eukaryota, Metazoa, Arthropoda, Ostracoda, Podocopida, Cyprididae.